GAAAACGCAUGAAGUUGGCCAAUGAUCAACUGAAUUGACGUACUGACAGCUGCUUCGCGAUGAUCGGAGUUUUCAGGUGCGGCUGAUGAACCUAAUCCAUCAUCAUAAUUUGCACUGAUGUGAGGCGUGGAGGCCUGAAUGGCCUUAUAAUCUUACUCGUCUCUGCAAAAGUAUCCGGUAUGUCUCCGCGCCUCUUCCAAGCGUCUUAAAUAUUGACCUAUAUCCAAAUUCUCAGCCUACAAGCGCAUAUUAACAUUUACUAGCAGCCUUAUAUUGAAAAUCAAGAUGGCAACGCAGGAAGUAUUUAAGGCACGCGAGUAUCUCUUGGAGUCAGACGCAGAAGGCCAACGUCUCCAGGAUCAGCAGGAUAUGUUCAGAGCUGCGAACGGUGAUAAAAUCUUACUAGCUCCUAUCGACCUGACGAAACCCAAUCUUCACAUCCACGAUAUUGGCACAUACGAUGCCACAUUUCUCCUCGAUCUAUACAGCCUUUUCAUCCCCGAGGGUACUCGCAAAACCGACUGGAUGCUCGCCGUCGAUCUUCUAGGUGCUCAUUUCCCUUCGAAACCCGUGAAGGAAAUGCAAUCCCAGAAAUAAAACAUCCUUGGGCCCUGGCCACCAGAUCUCCUAGACACAUUCGACUUGAUUCACCAACGCCUCAUGCUGGCGGGUGCUGAUCCGAACACCCAAGCGAAUGUUCAGCAGACCCUCAGACUCGCAAAACCAGGCAGUUGGACCGAACUCGUGGAA
Molecule: messenger RNA, 750 nt
Organism: Mytilinidion resinicola
Lineage: Eukaryota; Fungi; Ascomycota; Dothideomycetes; Mytilinidiales; Mytilinidiaceae
Exons: 1
Coding region: 286-597 (103 amino acids)
Source: RefSeq, a predicted model, not a curated record